This is a messenger RNA of Plectropomus leopardus (leopard coralgrouper), 1139 nucleotides long. RefSeq names its product 5-hydroxytryptamine (serotonin) receptor 1B (gene htr1b). Gene Ontology annotation, molecular function: G protein-coupled serotonin receptor activity. Lineage: Eukaryota; Metazoa; Chordata; Actinopteri; Perciformes; Serranidae. The record is from RefSeq and is a predicted model, not a curated record. Gene Ontology annotation, biological process: positive regulation of MAPK cascade; adenylate cyclase-activating adrenergic receptor signaling pathway; bone remodeling. Gene Ontology annotation, cellular component: plasma membrane.
AAGUUAUGGAGAGCUCCGGUCAAGUCGAGCCAACUCAGACGGUGAACACCACUAACGACAGUUUUAUUACAGACUCAUUCACUGUGGAUGUGAGCGAGGAGAGUCUCGCCUAUCAGAUCAGUCUGGCUGCGAUUCUCUCCGUCAUCACACUGGCCACCACUUCAUCCAACGCGUUUGUCAUCGCCACAAUCUCCCAGUCGAAGAAACUGCAAACUCCUGCGAACUUUCUGAUCGCCUCUCUGGCCGUCACAGACCUGCUGGUGUCCAUCCUGGUGAUGCCCAUCUGCGUCCUGUACACUGUCACGCACAUCUGGACGCUGGGGCAAAUCGUGUGCGAUAUCUGGCUCUCCUCGGACAUAACGUGUUGCACGGCGUCUAUCCUCCACCUGUGCGUAAUCGCUUUGGAUAGAUACUGGGCCAUCACGGACGCUGUGGAGUACUCCAAAAAGCGCACGCCAGGGCGCGCAGCCGGGAUGGUGGCCACAGCUUGGGUCAUCGCCAUCUCCAUCUCCCUGCCGCCUCUGUUCUGGAGGCAGGUGAAGGCGGAGGAGCUGACCAGCUGCAGCGUCAACACGGAUCAUAUUUUCUACACCAUCUACUCCACCUUUGGGGCUUUCUACAUCCCCACCUUGCUUCUUAUUGUUCUCUACGGACGGAUAUACGUCGAGGCUCGGAAGCGGAUCUUGAAGCAGUCCCCCAAGAAGGUGGGGAAAAGACUCACCUCCGCGCACCUGGCCACAAACUCCCCAGGAUCCGUGGCGUCCACGAGCUCUCUGCAGUGCGGGAGACACGACACCCCGUCCAGCGACACGGGCUCUUCAACCAGCGAGAACCAGGUGAAGGUGACGGUGUCGGACGCGCUUUUGGAGAAAAAGCGCAUCUCAGCAGCCAGAGAGAGAAAGGCAACCAAGACUUUGGGGAUAAUCCUCGGCGCUUAUAUCGUUUGCUGGCUGCCGUUUUUCAUUUACACACUGGUGGUGGCCACGUGCGAGACAUGUUUUAACCCCGAGUUAUUUGACUUUUUCACCUGGCUGGGAUAUCUGAACUCCCUCAUCAACCCCAUCAUAUACACAAUGUCCAAUGAGGACUUCAAGAAAGCUUUCCAUAAACUUGUGCGCUUCAGAUGCUGCAGUUCGUAA